This is a messenger RNA of Histoplasma capsulatum G186AR, 6285 nucleotides long. RefSeq lists its product as uncharacterized. The transcript has 4 exons. Gene Ontology annotation, biological process: chromatin organization. Gene Ontology annotation, molecular function: nucleosome binding. The coding region runs from base 1 to 5976 and encodes 1991 amino acids. NCBI's taxonomy places the organism in Eukaryota, Fungi, Ascomycota, Eurotiomycetes, Onygenales, Ajellomycetaceae. Gene Ontology annotation, cellular component: nucleus; HIR complex. The record is from RefSeq and is a predicted model, not a curated record.
AUGACGUCCUUUGUUGCCCUCAACAUCGAGCCAGAUGACUACAGCGAAGAGGAAGUCGAUGAUACGAAGGAAAUUCAAAUCGAAGAAGCUUUAAAACUUUAUCACAAUGCCUUGAAGCUUCACUCUCAAGGGCCACAAUUCUAUGACCAGGCCUCGGAGGCAUAUGAAGCCCUAUUUAAAUCCGAAAUAUUCAACUACCCGGAGUCGAUUUCGGAGUACAAGAGGAGUCAACUUGAAGGCCCUGAUACCCAAUAUGAAAGCUUCCUUGAGAAAACGGCUCCGGGAUCAGCUGUUCCCCUAGAUGCCAGUGAUACAAUAUCCAGUGCUUUACCCCAGACACUUUACCUGUCUCACAAAAACCGCGGCCAGUUUAUGCUAGAUCACCUGGGGCAUUUACUACGCACCAAAAGAUCGAAGGCUGAUGACGGCUAUGAAUCCAUUGUUGAUAUAUCUGCAACGUCUAGUUCAGCAAUCAAGUCAUUCGCUGAAGCCUUGGAGAGGGACGAUACGGACUUGGAACUAUGGAGGAAAAGCGCUAGAAUUGGAGAUGCUCUCCAAAGUAAUCGCCUCGCCAGAUUUUGCCUAGAGAGUGUGUUGGAAGGCGAUGAUGAUGGGUUUGAUGACGGGUUCGAACAGCUAGGUUUGGAGCAAGCUUUUGCGAUUGAAGAUCUCCGGCAAGUCCUCAACAUCCUCAGCGACGAGCUGUCUAUGUUACAACGCCCACAAAGGCGGCCAAGAAAAGCUAUUCUCCGUCUUCUGCAGAAGCAAACCGAUUCUUUCCCUUAUCUUCCAAGAGGACUAAGUGUUCCGAGUACGUUUCGGAACCUGCUUGGAGUUCCACCUAGCCGCCAUGUGGUUUCACUUACUUGUGCAAGCUGGACAGCACUAGGUGGAGCUGUCCUGCAAGCUUUACGAGAUGAACAAGAGGGAAGGAGUAGUUUAACUCCAGGAGCAGCCCUAGGAAUUUCCGUUCAGGAUUGCCGUGAGUUAAUUGAGAUUUCUCCGUUCUCCCUUCCUCUUCUUCAACGGAAUGCCGCAACAGCAAAACAAGGGGAUAGAGCCAACCAAAGUUUGGAUAUUGGGGUUCCUGAUGCGGGGGAGCUCCAUCAUGCCCUUCGUUUGUCGGCAGAGAGCUCUAAUAAGGACCGUGCGUCGAUCGCUUCUGAUAGCGAUAAUAGAGAACCUAGUCCUCAUCCAGAACAGGUUUCCGAGACAUACCUUGAAAGUCCCCAACACAAAGUUGAUGAGAAACCAGAGGAGAAGAUAUCACUGCUAGCGCAGGAUGAAGCCAAGCAGACAACGGCGGCACCGCAGUCUCGGAAAAGAUCUUCUGCGUCGGCCGGCAAUGACGAGCAUCCAGAUGGUGGAAGAAUGAAAAGCCGUCGUAUUCGAGCUCGCGAAUCAAAUGCCGAAGUCCACGCGCCAUCGGCGCCUGUACCAUUUGAUGCAGCUAAAUACUUUGAGGAGCACCUAGAACAGUAUGUGCAUGCUGACCAGUGGAUGUUUGGAGUAGUGGGCGCUUUGUUGUCCAAGGCUGGCGUCGAGGAUCUGGGAACGAUUGAUGAACUGCAAGAUAUUUUGUGCUCCGAUAGCGAUCAGGAACUUCCAGAUAACAACAUCCGGGACUAUAUCGCCCAACGUGUCCUUUACAAUGACCUUCGAAAAAUAAUAGAAAUAUGGGACGAUAAAAUAGCUCAAGUCGCUUUAAAUAGUGAUAUAUUUUCUAUGGAUUCGACAGACGGCAUAGAUGGAACAAAAAGAUCUGGAAUGAGUAUAUUUCUUGACCAUUCACGGCAAUGUCAUCCAAAUCCCGACGAAGUGAUUACUCUCGUAGAGGAUGAUGGGUUGUCGCCUUUUCUGGAGCAUAUUAAUGGUGGAUGGUUUUGCCCCCGUGAGGCUGCAUUUCUGUGGCUGGAACAGCACCUGAAGCCUAAUCCCGCUGAUCAAUUGCCAUCGGAAAGGGAGAACCAGCUGAUGGGAUGUUCUUCCUAUACGAAUCGGCUUUGGACCAAGGAUAUGAAAGAAGCAGCCUUGAAAAUCCUCACGGAGAAUGACGAAUUCAUCUAUACAAAGCUAAAUAACGACGCAAUGGCUUGGGAGCAAGCCGUACUGGCCUCCAAUUCCACAAACAACAUUUCCCCUUCUCAACUUCAGGGUUUUGCGGAGAUUACACAAAGCAUUUACGAACUACAUCUUGAUAUAUACGCCUCAAUGAACGGAGCUGGCAGUGCUGAUGGCGAUCAUUUAAAAGUUCUAGAAGAACGAGAUCGUCUUGCUAGAUGGAGCACCCUCGCCCGCUCUUUUAUAAAUUAUCAGAACGAUGUAUGUUUAAACAAAGCCAUGUACAUUGCAAUUGAGCUUCGUCAUUUAUGGGCCUCUGUUUUCCACUUAAAUUUGACAGAAGAAGUCCCCCGGAACUAUGUUUUCCUUUGCCUCCAGGACUUGAGGCAUGUAUUGGUUGCCCUAGGAGGGCCAUCGAUGCUUUUGCUAAACAAUUUAACAAUGCCUGAAAUAUCCAUUUCUGCCAUAGAUGAAGAGAUUUCGAGACUCAACUCAAUGGAUUUCUUUACGAAUCUUUUCAGCUCCGAUUCCGAUGACCCUCUCCGUCUUAUUGAAAGCAUUGAACCUAUACUGGACCCCUCAUCUGUCGAAUUUGUCAAUGAAUCGUUAUCCGCCGAGGAAUUUGAAAGACCAAUGGAGAAAUCAGAGCCACGCGCGAACUAUCCAUUAAUGUCCACUAUCCAGGGCAUGAUUUCGUUUUUAGACCGGGGCGAUGCAACCUUGAGACUUUUUCUCUGGAGAAGACUUAAAGGGGCGUAUGAGUCAAUCCAAUAUUUCCCCAAAGUCGUAUCUUGCUAUCUUCGGAGCAUUGAAAUAAUUGCGGGAGAGCUUCAAAAUCCCUCAUUCCUGAAAGAAUCGAGUGAACAUCGGCAGAUUUCGCUACUGAAAUGGAUUAAAACCCUUGAUGAUUUGCUAAGUAAGGUGGUUGGGAAGAUGAUAGACGAACCGGAAAAAUCUUUUGAAUGCUUUGACGUGGCCCAUUUACAAUCUUCGAUGUCUGCCGUAGUUCAGAUUUCCAAACUUUUGCAUUCUUUCGCCCUAUUCGAAGACUCAAUUCGCGUUGGUCAGGUUACCGUUCCGGAUAUACGGCCAGCAUCAACAGCCAAGACCUUAGAGCAGUUCAAAGGAAGGCUGCGAGGAAUGCAGGUAAAAAUAUGGGUUUUGCUCUACGCACUACUUAGAGAAUUCAUGGAACAAAAUAAGGAGUUGUUUGACACCCCCAACGAUGACCGUAUCCAUUACUUACGCUCUGUCCAUAACGCUCUCGGAAUCCGGUCUUAUUGCAAAUAUUCCAACAAGUUGCUUUUGAGGCUUUUGAAGAAAGAGCUGUUGACUCUCCCGUCAGAGGAUAGUUAUGAAUUUGACGUCUCACAGGUUCUAUUUGACUUGUACGGACUAAAAUUUUUGAACCUGGACGAUAUUGCGAACCAUGGGUGUCCCAUUGAAAGGCUGGAUCGUUCCUCAGCUGUUAUGAUGAUUGAUUUCGUUAUGACACAAGUCAAUAGAAUGAAUAUCAAAGAUGUGCACAAAUCGGAAUUGAAACCGACUAUAGACACCAUGCAGAUGGCUAUUGGCCGGGCUACCAAGUUCUCUACUCCGCUGACUUUCAACAAACGUGUCUUGUCAGCGUUCUUGAAAUCACCAAUCAAUCCAUCGGACCUCUUUCGUGCUGUUCAAGGCAUCGGAGAGGUAUCAAUGAUACCUGUUCAGACAGAUAGCCUUGAGCUUGCGGAAAAGGGUUGGUACUUCCUCCUCGGUUCUAUAUUUUUGUCGAAAUUUCGUGCACAGAAGAGAAUAACUGCAAUCCCAACGGACGAUUUGGAUGUUGCAGCGUCUUUUUUCAGGCAAGAGUUGGAACAUGGAACAGGUAAAUGGGAGACAUGGUACCGCCUGGCUCAAGUGUAUGACUUGAAACUAGAAGAGGAUAUCGCUUGGUCCGCUGACAAGUUGAACAACAAUCGAUCAGACCUGGCGGUUUUACAGCGGAGGGCGAUACACUGCUUCACCAUGGCAGUUGCAGCUGCCAUACGAACAGCAGACUCGUCACCUGAAAGUAAAAGAAAGAUAUCUGACCUAUACACGGAAUUUGGAUUCCGGAUGUAUGCAUCAGCGACAGAACCAUUGUCCAUGGAAGCUUUUAGUCUGAUGGAAUUUACGAGACAUUACACAAGUGGCGAAAACCAACAAAUGUACAAGGCAAAACUAUUCCCAGAUAUGAACAAGUAUUCUGCAUGGAACUUUGCAAGUUACCUUUUCCGACGAGCGACCGAUGACCGGCCUAAUUAUUGGAAGAACUAUUACAUGUUUAGUAAAUGUCUAUGGAAAAUGUUCUGCUGCGAUGGUGCCACAAGGGGGCAGCGUUCUCCAGUGGAGUUUGACGAUGUACUAGAUUCGCUGGUUGAUGCAAUUGAAGCGUUGCCAUCUAAAAGGGACAGUCGCUCGGAUCCAAUACUUGAGCCUCAUUUCAAGCUCGUAUCUAUUGUUCACAAGCUGGUUCAGAGAGGAAUUUUGAAGGCCGAGGAUGCAAGGGAACGACUUCUUGCUACGCCUUAUGCACGGAAUGUGAACCUAAAUAACGACGGCUGGAAACCGUAUAUCCUGGAAGUAUUGAGAAACCUUCGAAGCGCGGACAAAUCAAAUUGGCACCAUCGCAUUGUUUUACGCGUAAGCCAUCUCUCAUCCCUUCUAACUAGUACUUUUUUUGCUGACGGUGAUCAGGCUGCGCACGUACUUUAUGAUGAUUCCAAGGACGACUCAUCUGCUAUGGCAGCCAAAUCCGAGAUUUCGCAGCAGAUAUUUACCAAAACAAUGACCCUUCAAGUUUGGAGACCGGAAAACGAACGCGCUGGCAGGCACUUUGUUUAUACGACUCGAUACGUGUACUUUUUCGUUGGCCUUUUAAACCAGCUGAAUGAUCGAGCAAACUUGGAUAUGCUCAUUCGGCGCGUGCGAAGGAAACCGAACGACUAUGUCCACCAUUCUAAGCUCUGGGAAGAUAUAUGCUUAACUUAUGUCAAACUUUUCCGCCGUGUCGGUGAGAUUCCAGAAGGGCAUGAAGAGACUGUUUUCAAACUUGUCAGCCACGACGAGUUCGCCAUUCAUUGCAAACGCCUAGAAGACUGGUGUCAGCAUCAUUCUUCCGAAACACAGCUGGUGGAUUUGCUCAAGGAUGCUGUUGAACUGAAAAAGCUGAACAAUGGUCUUAUGAAAACUGCGAUAUUCGAAGAACUUGUCGCAGACACCUACGCAGUCCUCUUCCAGAGUAAUAUAUCCAAAUUCAUGGAGCAGGCAACUGAAGAAGAAAACCAUGAACGGAUGAAGGUAGAUCAUCUCCUUAUGGUCGGUGAAGGGCCUGAGGGCAACCGAACACCACCGGUCUCCGCGACUCACGCGCAACCCGGGCCCAAGCCGCGUUUUAAGGGAGUAACGCGUAAAGAGCUCCAACGGAAAGCCGAAGCAAUCGCCACACGGGCCCUAGCGCCGAAACCAGCACCGAAAACCUCAGUGCGCCAAGCGGAAGAAGAGACUUCCACAGUGAAGCAACAAGAGGCCAUUGAAAUUGCGAUACCGUCACUACCUAGCAAAGAGGAGGUCUCAGGCAUCCAGAGUAGCGUUCCGGGCAGUGUGCAUGACAGCGCCGAUAAUGAAAGUGAACUUAGCGAAAUUGAUGAGGCGAAGGUAUUAGUGGAACUGGGUGAAGUGGCGACUACGAGAGCAACAACCGCCCAAGAAAACACAACAGUAAAGAGGAAUUUAUCCCCAAAACCCGCGUCGGACGGCCCGUCAACGAAUGUCAGCCUUGCUGAUGGUGCAGAGGUCGAGUCGGGUCCAGCUACUUCGGCGCAGGACACAAAAUUGGAAUUCGAACUUAAGGAGGCGGAGGUUUUAGACGUGGACAUGGAGGAAAAUGCUUGAUUGCUCGUUGGAUCGGAUUACAUGCUACUACUCGUUAUUGUAAAUAUGCGUUUGUGUUUAUUACCAUUUCGACUUCAAUCAUCUAAACGGUUUGUUUGCUACUGUUCGCUAUGGAUCAAAGAUUGUUUUCGGGGUUUACUCUAGGAAGGCAGACAGAUAUUGGGCUUCUGGGUGUGGUGGCAUUUUCAACCUGGGUUGACAUUGGACUUGGCUUGUUGCGGUGUAAUUAAUGAAGCUUCUCUCUAGACGCUAUUUCUAUCAUGUAUGUAAAACAAUGCGUUAUCAACAGACACAUUGUCGCUCACUUGG